This is a messenger RNA of Funneliformis mosseae, 690 nucleotides long. The record is from the annotation of a GenBank genome assembly. NCBI's taxonomy places the organism in Eukaryota, Fungi, Glomeromycota, Glomeromycetes, Glomerales, Glomeraceae.
AUGUUCUCUUUUAAAAUAAAUCGUUCUCUAACAAACUAUUUUAAAACGUUUACAACACCAAAAAUAACACAAAUUUUGCUCAUAAAAAGAAAUUACAUACUAUUUCCGAACCUUCAAAAUUCAGUUACUACCAAUGCUACAACAAAUAAGUUAAUAUUACCGUUAACUUCUUCGUUCUUUCUCCAACGUCGUCAUCGAGCGGAAUUCGCUCCACGUCAUACGAAAUAUAAAAAAGCUCAUAAAGGUCGUGUACCAGUACGUAUAGGUGGUUCAACAAAAGGAAAUACAAUAGCGUUUGGUUCAUUUGGAUUGAGAGUAAAAGAUGGUGUACGAUUAUCUUCAGCUCAAUUGACAGCAGCUCAUACCGCUAUUAAAAGAAAAAUCAAAAUUAUUAAAGGUAGUCAAGUUUGGAUGCGUGUUUUUCCUGAUAUACCUGUCACCUCGAAAGGUAAUGAAACUAGAAUGGGUAAAGGAAAAGGUAAUUUCGAUUAUCAUGCUUGCAGGGUACCAAUGAAUAAAAUUCUAUUUGAAAUUGGUGGUGGAAAUAUUAGAAAAGAAGUUGCUAAAGAAGCUUUAAGAAUAGCUUCCGAUAAAUUACCUGUUAAAACUGAAUUUGUGGAAAAAGAGGAUGAAUUAAAACAUCAGAAAAAAAUUGAUGAGGUAAAAAUUAUUCAAGUCUUUGAAUUAUAA